Messenger RNA from Prorocentrum cordatum, 773 nucleotides. NCBI's taxonomy places the organism in Eukaryota, Dinophyceae, Prorocentrales, Prorocentraceae. The record is from the annotation of a GenBank genome assembly.
GUCCAGCGUUUGCAGCCCUGCACGGCGCCGCCACGGCCGCGGGGGCCGCGGGCGCAGCCCAGCUGGCAGCCCGGAAGGGCGCGGCAGAUAUCAGGCGGCAGCCGCGCACGGCUCUCGCCGCCAAGAAGGGCGGCGGCAAGAAGGGCGGCGGCAAGAAGGGCGGAGGCAAGGCCGCCGCCGCCGCGGACGACGGCGAGGAGGACGCCGAGGAGGAGGAGCAGAUCGACGUCAACGCGCUGCUGCGCGAGUGGCAGGCCAGCUUCGAGAAGCCCGCGGAGAAGCUCCGCGAGGCCCUGGUCGGCAUCCGCGCCGGGAAGGCGACGCCGCAGCUCGUGGACAGCCUCAAGGUGAGCGCCUACGGGAGCGAGGUGAUGAUCAAAGAGGUCGCGACCAUCACCGCCACCGACGCGUUGUCCCUGACUGUCGCGUGCUUCGACGCCGAGAACGCCCCGGCGGUCGAGAAGGCGAUCAAGACGUCGGACUUAGGUUAUUCCGCCGUGGUGAAUGGGGCCAACGUCAGGAUCGGCAUUCCGGAGCUCACGAAGGAAAAGCGGGCGCAGUACGUCAAGCUGGCCAAGGAUACGGCCGAGAAGUCGAAGGUUGUCGUGAGAAAUUCCCGGCAAACUGUCAUGAAGAAGAUCAAAGGCUUCAAGUCGCUCACCGACGACGAGUCGAGGGCGUUGGCCCAGUCUGUGGAGGACAUGGUGAAGAAGCAGAUCUCUGAAUUGGAUAGCAUCUACAAGAAGAAGGAGGACGAGCUCUCGAAGCUCUGA